ACUGGUCAGCUGGGGUCGCUCUCGGGUGGUUGGGUGUUGCUUGUUCCCGCUGUUCCAGCAUCGAAGAACCAUUGGGUCUGCCGGUUUGAACUUGUUCUGGAAGCUGUGCGUCACCGUAAUGAGGCUUGUAAUUCUUGAUAACUAUGACUUGGCUAGUGAAUGGGCAGCCAAAUACAUCUGUAAUCGCAUCAUUCAGUUCAAACCUGGACAGGACAGAUAUUUUACACUGGGUUUACCAACAGGGAGUACACCUUUAGGAUGCUAUAAAAAACUAAUAGAAUAUCAUAAGAAUGGACACCUUUCUUUUAAAUAUGUGAAGACCUUUAAUAUGGAUGAAUAUGUAGGACUUCCAAGAAAUCAUCCUGAAAGCUACCAUUCUUAUAUGUGGAAUAAUUUUUUUAAGCAUAUCGAUAUAGAUCCUAAUAAUGCACAUAUCCUUGACGGGAAUGCUGCAGAUUUACAAGCAGAAUGUGAUGCUUUUGAAAACAAAAUAAAAGAAGCUGGAGGAAUAGAUCUUUUUGUUGGAGGAAUUGGUCCAGAUGGUCAUAUCGCUUUCAAUGAGCCUGGAUCCAGUUUAGUGUCAAGGACAAGAUUAAAGACUCUAGCAAUGGAUACCAUCUUGGCAAAUGCCAAAUAUUUUGAUGGAGAUUUAUCAAAAGUGCCAACUAUGGCUCUAACUGUUGGUGUGGGGACAGUGAUGGAUGCUAGAGAAGUAAUGAUCCUUAUAACAGGGGCACACAAGGCAUUUGCCCUGUACAAAGCAAUAGAAGAAGGAGUCAAUCACAUGUGGACUGUUUCCGCUUUCCAGCAGCAUCCCCGGACUAUUUUUGUAUGCGAUGAAGAUGCUACUUUAGAAUUAAGAGUUAAAACUGUGAAAUACUUUAAAGGUCUAAUGCAUGUGCACAAUAAACUUGUGGAUCCACUAUUCAGUAUGAAAGAUGGAAACUGAAGGAGACUGGAGCAAAAUUCAGCUUGAAUGAACAGAGCACUUUUUACUAAGUAGUAGAUGAAUUUUCAGCUAUGCAAUAUGACAAAACAUGGGGAAUUUUGAAGAUUGUCAUUUUUUCAUUCGAGUCUCUAUGUUAAACAUUCCAUAUUUUGAAUAUUUAUAUCUUGUACUUGGGUUUAAGAGAAGUAGCUGGCUCUCAAGAUUGACUGGCUAUUUAUUAUAAAGUACUGAAGUCACAUAGCCACCUAUAAAACAGCAUAGAAAUGUCUGCCUGUUUAAAAAGUCAUUUUAAAGGUAGAGUGUCCACAUCAGGCACCAUUUGUGAUAUGACUCCAGUGGCGUAUAUUUCAUUUUUUAAUGACAAGACACUCCAAACCUUUCAGAUAACAAACUAUCAUUGCAGACCUUCACUUUUGGAAUGCAAUCUUUAUAUUUUCUGUGCAUCACACACAUGCUUUUCUGCACGUGGUUGCCUUAGUCAUCUUCCUACAGCACCAUCUAGACAUCAAAAAUUGUGCUAUAUAUCAUUGGUAAAGGAAAUUUGAAGAGAUGACAGUGCCUAAAAGUACAGUUUACAUCCUUUUGGAAAGUAUGUGUAAGUGCAUGUUUUUUGUGCACCUUCUUCUAUAGCACUUUUUUACAAAUAUCUUAUUUUUAUUUAACGACUUGGGUUCAUGUCCCUAAUAUAAGUAUCUUGACAAUUAUGAGCUUUAUACCUAGCAAGCCACUUCAGGAAAUUCUUUUGGAGAAUAUUUUCUGAUUAUUGUUAAACUUAAUAUACAAUUAGCUUUAUUCCUUAUAAAAUGUCUAAAAGAAUAAUACGAAGUAUAUAUAAAAGGAAUUACUGUAAACUACAUUGCCAUAGCAAUUUACAUAAAAGUAUAUUGUUUUUUAUCUUUAACUCAAAUAAAGCGUGUAAUAAAUAAGUUAUCUAAAUUUCCAGAAGUGAACCUGAAGAAUACAUGCAUUCGACUCCCAACAAUUAUAGUACAUGUGAACCUGCAUUCAUUUUGGGUUUGUUACCAUCAUGCAUUAGGAGAGUUAGGUUAAAAGAUGUCUUUGCCUCUGUGGGGAGCAAAAAAAUGCUCCUUUUGCUUAUUUUGCAUUUCAUAAGCCCACCUGGUAGAAGAAGCCUUACUUAUCUGCUUGUCUAUGUGAUUAAAAUGUAGUUUCUUAAAAUAUUAAAAUAGCAAAUAAAUUAAUGAAAUAAAAUUGGUAAUAGGGUUUUAUGGUUAAAAGUGGGGGAUGGGGUAAAUUAUGCUGCUUUAAUUCCAGAUGAUGUUUUA
Messenger RNA from Homo sapiens (human), 2235 nucleotides. It is a transcript of the gene GNPDA2, whose product is annotated as glucosamine-6-phosphate deaminase 2. NCBI's taxonomy places the organism in Eukaryota, Metazoa, Chordata, Mammalia, Primates, Hominidae. The record is from RefSeq and is marked reviewed. The transcript has 7 exons. Gene Ontology annotation, molecular function: glucosamine-6-phosphate deaminase activity. The coding region runs from base 119 to 949 and encodes 276 amino acids. Gene Ontology annotation, cellular component: cytoplasm. Gene Ontology annotation, biological process: N-acetylglucosamine metabolic process; UDP-N-acetylglucosamine biosynthetic process; carbohydrate metabolic process.